GUUUAGUUUGGGGUAGGAGCAACUGCAGAACACACUGAGACAAAACAGAAGCUCAGCGAAGAGGUGCUCAGAGAGACAGCAAAAAGUGUAGCUUGCGCUUCACAAGACAGAAGAGAACAGAGUGUGCUGGCAGCUGGCUUCUUCCUGCCACCUCUCCUGGAUUAUUAUUAUUAUGCAGUACUCCAUGCUGCUGAGCUUUUUCUCACCACUGCUCCUUACCCUACUCAGCCAAGCAAGAGCUCAGUUCCCUCGCCAAUGUGCUACCGUUGAUGCCUUGAGAAGUGGCGAGUGUUGUCCGGAUUUGUCUCCAGUGUUCGGACCUGGUACUGAUCGCUGUGGUUUAUCUUCAGGAAGGGGUCAGUGUGUACCAGUGAUAGCAGACUCACUGCCCCAUGGCCCACAGUACACGCAUGAUGGCCAAGAUGACCGUGAGCAGUGGCCCUUACGCUUCUUCAACCGAACCUGCAGCUGCAAUGGUAACUUCUCCGGUUAUGACUGUGGGUCCUGCCGACCUGGCUGGAGUGGAGCUGCCUGUAACCAGCAAAUCCGCACAGUUAGGAGGAACCUUCUGGACCUGAGUGCGAAGGAAAGGAAUGAUUUUGUCAAUGCCUUACACCAAGCCAAGGCUACAAUACAUCCUGAUAUUGUCAUAGCCACCAGGAGACAUGAGGAGAUAUUGGGACCUGAUGGCAACACACCUCAAUUUGAAAAUGUGUCAAUUUAUAACUACUUUGUGUGGUCCCAUUAUUACUCUGUCAGAAAAACUUUCCUUGGUGCAGGGCAGCAAAGUUUUGGAGGAGUGGAUUUCUCUCAUGAAGGACCAGCAUUUCUCACUUGGCAUAGGUAUCAUCUACUGCAGCUGGAGAGAGACAUGCAGGAUAUGCUACAGGAUCCCUCUUUUGCACUUCCGUAUUGGAAUUUUGCUACUGGUGGAAACACCUGCGAUAUUUGCACAGAUGACCUGAUGGGCGCUCGAAGCAAUUUUGAUGUCUCUCUUAUAAGUCAGAACUCCAUCUUCUCCCAGUGGCGUGUGCUCUGUGAAAACCUAGAAGACUAUGAUACCUUGGGAACCAUUUGUAACAGCACAGAAGGUGGUCCGAUUCAAAGGAAUCCUGCUGGAAAUGUUGCCAGGCCAAUGGUUCAGCGUCUCCCAGAACCACAGGAUGUUGCUUGUUUAGAAGUUGGUUUGUUUGACACUCCUCCUUUCUAUUAUUCAACAGACAGUUUCCGUAAUACAGUAGAAGGCUACAGCGAUCCUUCAGGGAAGUAUGAUCCGGCAGUUCGGAGUCUUCAUAAUUUGGCUCAUCUGUUUUUGAAUGGAACAGGGGGACAAACUCAUUUAUCUCCAAACGACCCUAUUUUUGUCUUCUUGCACACGUUUACUGACGCUGUUUUUGAUGAAUGGCUAAGGAGACAUAAUCCUGAUAUUUCAAUAUACCCACUGGAGAAUGCCCCUAUUGGACAUAACCGGCAGUAUAACAUGGUGCCAUUCUGGCCUCCAGUUACCAAUAAUGAGAUGUUUGUUACUGCACCAGAAAACCUGGGCUACAGUUAUGAUGUUCAAUGGCCAAGCCGGGCUCUGCAGGUCACAGAGAUCAUAACUAUUGCAAUAGUGACUGCAUUGAUUCUGGUUGCAAUUAUUUUUGCUGGUACUACAUGUAUUGUGCACGCUAGGAAAAACAAGGAUGAACUGCAUCAGCCUCUUCUCACUGACCAGUAUGAUCGGUAUUCAGAUGAUUAUGAUAGCAUACCAACCCCAAGCCAGUCUGUGGUUUGAAGAGAUGGGUUUUUUCUACCUGCAUCUAACAGAAUCUGUUUCUUCUGCUGUAUUUUAUAAAUGCCAAUAACUGAUCUGCCCUAAAAUAAAGCACAAAAAGUGUCAAUUGUAUUGAUAUAUUUGCUUCAACUCCAAUCUCCUCUUUCAUCACACUCCAGGACCAGUAUAUCACCUCUGAAAUAUCAAGGGCUUAUCUUGAUAGACUCUCACUAAUUUCCCAACCCUCACCUUAUAGCUUCCAUUAUCCAUAUUCCUGAAUAAGUGUAGUGAUUUUCUAAAUUGUCCAGUAUCAGUAACUGGGAGUAACAACUUGCCUUUCCUGUAUUCUGUGUAGAAGCCUUUUCAUAGGUGUACCUGAAUGAAUGUAGGGCCUGAUUCUGCCAUUCUUAGUCAUACUGAAUACUAACUUACUCCACAAGUCAAUCCCCUUAGCCAACUGGAGUAAGGCAGUGUGGUCCAAUGGAUAUGGCCCUGAACUAGGACUUAGGAGACCUGAGAUCUCUUCCCAGCUCUACCACUGACAUGUUGAGUAACCUUAGGCAUGAUGCUUCCCUUAAAAAGAAAUCAUAGCUUGGUAUUAUUAGGAGGAGGAGUCAGGGUAGCAGAAUUAGGUCUUAAAAAUAGAAUUGCUUUUGUCAUUAAGGGAGAGAUUUUCAAACGCAGGAGAGCUUAGGUGCCUAACUCCCAUUUGUGCCUUUGAAACUCUCCCUUUAACUUUAGGCAUUAAAAUCAUGUCUGUUAUCUUAAUGGCUAAUUCUUAUAUAUGCUAAUAGAUUUUAACAUUUGAAUUCUCCCCUGCUAGAUUUAUGGAAGGAAUGAAAAUCAGUUUUGGUUAACACUGGUUUGAGUUAACUCUACAGUGCCUAAAUAAUUAUAUCGUUCUCUGAGCUUUAAUUAGAGCUGGUCAAAAAGUUUCCAACAAUUUUUUUUAUUUGAAAAUGUAGUUUUGUUAAAAUCAGCGGGAAAAUGACUAUUUCUUUUUACUACUUUAAUAAUUGUUUCAAAGUGACACUUUGAAAGAAAAUAUUAUCAUUCGAACUCAAAUGUUUAGCUUCAGGAUGCCAAUUUGAAACUAAAUAUUUCUUUUCAAACUGACACUUUGACUUAAAAUCUUAUUAUAAUGUUGUUCAAGUAAAAAUGUCAAUUCAAAACAAAAAUUUUGGGCUUAUAUGUACAGUUCAUUUUGACAUUUCUUUUUGAAAAUGUUGGGAGGAAUCAGUUGUAAAAUGGCCAGAAAAUCCCUUCUACUGUGCAGGAUGGAGGAGAGUAAAGUAGCAGAACUCCAGCUAACGUGAAUCUCAGCCUGUGAAGACUUCCCUGCAGGGCUUGAGAUAUCUAGUCUAUUGUGGAUCAUGCUGUGUGCCCCCUCCAUAGGCCGGCAAACCACUGGCCUUAUGGGACGAGGCCUCUGACAUACCUAAGUGACAGAUCAAAGAGUAAUUUUUUACCUUCUGUAGGUUUGUCCAAGGAAGGUUGAGGGAUUCCUUAGCUCCUAAUUCAUUACAUUAUAUUAUUAUAUAUAUAAUCUUAGGGAGAAAAAAUAAAAAGAGUGUGAGAAAGGUCCUGA
This is a messenger RNA of Gopherus evgoodei (Goodes thornscrub tortoise), 3344 nucleotides long. RefSeq names its product tyrosinase related protein 1 (gene TYRP1). The record is from RefSeq and is a predicted model, not a curated record. Gene Ontology annotation, molecular function: oxidoreductase activity. Gene Ontology annotation, biological process: melanosome organization; melanocyte differentiation. NCBI's taxonomy places the organism in Eukaryota, Metazoa, Chordata, Testudines, Testudinidae. Gene Ontology annotation, cellular component: melanosome.